AUUAAUUACAAAUAAUAAUAUACAUGACUAUAAAAGAAACAGGAAAAUUAUAAAUCAAUGGCUAAAGUAUUCAAAUUUAAAAUCAUUAAUUACUUUAUUCUACGAAGAAUCUAGAAUUCUUGAACACAUAUUGAGUGAAAAGAGUAAAAGAAAAUCAAUGGAACUUGAAAUAAGCCAAUUUUUCGAACUAGCAUCGAUAGACACUAUUGGAAGAACAGCGUUGGGAGAAGAAUUUAAUUCACAAAACAAAGAAAACCACGAUUUCCGAAAUAGUUAUGCACGUCUAGCAGAAAUCUUUGCAUACCGACUUUCGAAUCCGUGGUUUUUAAGCUCAAGUUUAUUUUCACUGUCAUCGAAAAAACAUGAACAACGAAAUAGUCAACAUUUAAUGCAUGAAUAUGUGAAUGAUUUAAUUCAGAAAAAAAAAGUCGAACUCAAUGAAAAAGAUAAAUCUACCAUUAACGGGUGUCGUGAUGAAGGUUGUAGUUAUCAAAAGCCGAAAUAUCUAAUUGAAAUUCUGUUAGCAAACGAACAUCAAGUAACACAUAAAGAAAUGAAGGACGAACUUAUAACCAUUAUAAGUGCGGGACAUGAAACAACUGCAAAGGAAAAUUCAUUAAUUAUAUUUAUGCUGGCUCAUCAUCAAGAUGUUCAACAAAAUGUUUAUCAAGAAACAAAUUCAAUAUUUUCUGAUGGUGAUUUUAACCGAUCGCCUACAUACGAGGAUUUACAAAAAAUGGAAUACUUAGAACGUGUAAUCAAAGAAACCAUGCGACUUUAUCCAGCUAUUCCUUUUGUGCACAGACAAGUACAAAACGAAAUGAUGAUUGGAAAAUAUCUUAUCCCGGCGGACACAAUUAUUACGAUUCCCAUUUAUUGUUUGCAUUUAAAUCCCAAAUACUAUAAGGACCCAGAUCAAUUUAAUCCUGACAACUUCUUACCUGACGUGUGUCGCAGUCGUCAUCCUUUUGCAUACAUUCCUUUUAGUGGUGGCACAAGAAACUGUAUUGGAAUGAAAUACGCAAUGCUCCAAAUGAAGACUGCGAUAUCUACUCUUGUAAGGUCCUACCGUUUUUCGCCAUCAAAGAAAUGCCCUACUCCGAAAGAUCUUAAAUUAUCGUGUACCAUAGCACUGGAAUUUAGCAACGGAUGUUAUGUUAAAAUAGAACCAAGAUCGUAAUUGGUAGCUUAUAGUAUUUACAUAU
Messenger RNA from Adelges cooleyi (spruce gall adelgid), 1205 nucleotides. RefSeq names its product cytochrome P450 4C1-like. The record is from RefSeq and is a predicted model, not a curated record. Gene Ontology annotation, molecular function: monooxygenase activity; iron ion binding; oxidoreductase activity, acting on paired donors, with incorporation or reduction of molecular oxygen. The transcript is spliced from 6 exons. NCBI's taxonomy places the organism in Eukaryota, Metazoa, Arthropoda, Insecta, Hemiptera, Adelgidae. The coding region runs from base 158 to 1180 and encodes 340 amino acids.